AUGGCAUCUCAAAAGCUUUUCGAUUCGUAUCCUGCUUUUCCAAAUCAUGUUCCGAUUGCAGACGUGGAGAAGAUCUCUUUGGCCAAAUUGACGGCUGGAGACCCAACGGAGGUUUCGCGUAUGUUUAGCGCAUGCACGGAACUGGGAUUCUUAUUGCUCGAUUUGAAGAACGAUGAGGUAGGAAUGAGUUUGCAGAAAGAUGUUGAUGUCAUGUUGGGUCUUGCGAAGGAGGUUUUUGAUCUGCCUUACGAGGAGAAAACUGUGUACAAUCAAGUUCCUCCUCAAAAGCUUGUUGGUUACAAGGCAGCAGGUGUGAUGAAGACGGAAACGGGACAACCUGAUCAAUGCGAAUUCUUUAGUAUCAGUCGAGAUGAAAUGCUAGGCACCGAGCCCAUGGGCGAAAACCCACGAGUCAUCCACGAAAACCGCACCCACAUAAUCUCGUAUCUCAACCACAUAAACAGCAUCGCACAGAUUCUACUUGCGUCUAUCGACUCGCAGCUCGGUCUACCUGAUGGCACAUUGUCAUCCCUGCAGAAAAUCAAUAUGCCAUCCGGUACAGUAAUUCGUAUGAUUCGAUAUGCUUCACAAGAUCCCUCCGCUCGUCGCACCGCUCUACUUCCCCACACAGACUACGGUUCCAUCACUCUACUCACCAGCAUUCUGGGGGGUCUCCAAAUCCUCCCUCGCGACAGCGACGAACACGACUGGCGCUACAUCAAGCCGGAACCCGGCUGUCUAAUCGUAAACUUGGGCGACGCAAUGGUCGAAUGGACGGGCGGAGUCUUACGCUCGAAUCUUCAUCGCGUAACGUAUGCACCUGGCGCCCAAGCAGAAUGUACAAGACAUAGUAUAGCGUAUUUAGUUAGACCCGAACGUGAUGUAUCGAUGAAGAGAAUUGUGGGCGGAAGAAUUCCUGAGGUAAGACAUGAUGAAGAGGAAUUGGAUAUUACGGCUAUGGAGUGGGAAAUGAAAAAGGCAAUGGCGUUAAAGGCUGGGGCUGAUAUUGCUAAGACUCGGGGCGGAAGGCCUAUGAAACCUUUGUCUGUGUAA
Botrytis deweyae is the source of this 1053-nucleotide messenger RNA. RefSeq lists its product as uncharacterized. Gene Ontology annotation, molecular function: dioxygenase activity. Bases 1 to 1053 code for a protein of 350 amino acids. The transcript is spliced from 3 exons. NCBI's taxonomy places the organism in Eukaryota, Fungi, Ascomycota, Leotiomycetes, Helotiales, Sclerotiniaceae. The record is from RefSeq and is a predicted model, not a curated record.